ACGGGGCUGGGACCUGCCUGCCGGUCUGUGGUCAAAGGGGUGAUGGUGGUGGAUAAGACAAGUCCAAGGCAGCGGUCACUAGGAAGCUCGUGGCUGCAGCAGGGGGUGUCAGAGCGGUGCCCCCCAAGUGCUCAGCCCGCCCCUGCUCCCUGCAGCGCUGCAUGCCCGAAGCCCCAGCUGUGCAUGCCAGGCUCGCAGCAAUGCCGCCAGGGCGUCUGGACGCUGCCCGAGCAGAGGCUGCCUCCCGGUGUCACAUGCAGGGAUGGUUUUGUGAGCAGACACCUCAUCCCGUGCAAACCAAAUUGGAAAGCCGGGGACCUGGGGCGCAACCCCCGCCCUGCGCCAGCCCCUGCUCCCCUCGGCUGUACCCGAGGCCCUGGGCAAAGUGCUGGAGAGAUGCAUUUAACCCCUAGCUCGCUGGCUCAGGGUGGCGGCUGGCACCAGCGGGGAGCAAGGCGAGGCCUUGAUGCUUGCGCACAGCGGCCUGGGGGAGAUGCCGCCCUCAGGCUGGGCUGGGGGCACUUGCCCACCGGCCUCCCUGUGCAUCGCUCCUCUAUAGGGCGGCUUUUGUUCUCCAUGGGCCUCCCUCCCCCUCCCAGCCCGUGUGCUGAGUUAGGGGUUUCGGUAAUGCUCUCCCUGCUCGUCUCUAUCUGGAGGCUAUAUAAACCCUGUCGGCACGCUGCCUGGCCACGUUAGCUCCUCGCAAGUCCAGCUGCCGAUCGCCAGGUAGGGCCCAGGGGCCGGCAGUGCACUCGUGGCUCUCUGUGGCGCAAGAGCAAUGGUCUGGGGCAGGGGCUCCAGAGCCGGACGUGGGGGUCUCGGGGGAGCCGGAGUGGGCGGAGGAAGCGCGGCGCUCCCAACCUGCAUGCACUGUGCUCCGGGGAGACCGGGGCCUGCGGGAAUGUGCAUGGGAAGCAUCCUGUCCGUGCGGCUGGGCUCGAGGGGGAUUAGCAGCCUGGCAGAGAUGGGGCCUGCAGCCGAGUCGCUCUGGCAUCUUGGGCCUGUUUGCAGUCCUUGGCUCUGCUGACUGCCCCCCCCCGCGACAGCUGCUCCCACCUGGGCAGAGGGCCGGCGGGGGUCCUGGCCUUGCAAGAGAGCAUGCGGGUCCCUCGGAGCAGCACCUGGCAAGGCAGGCACAGGGGCACGGAUGGUGCCGCUCAAAGCAACGAGCAGCCCCAGCCGUGUGCAGCUGCACCAGGAUUGUUCCCGGGGAGGAAGUUGCUGCUUGAAUGGGCUGGAGGGGUCGGAGGCAACUUUAGGAGCUCACUCGGGGCUCGCAUCUUCUCGCUGUCCCAGGACCGAGCCGGAGGAGCCGUCAUGAGCCAGCACUGCACCAAGUUCUCCGGUCUCUGGAAGAUCGUGGUGUGGGACGAGAAGAACUUCCAGGGCCGGCGCCACGAGUUCACCUCCGAGUGCUACAACAUCACCGAGUUCAGCUUCGACACCGUCCGCUCCGUCAAGAUCGAGAGCGGCGCGUGGGUGGGCUUCGAGCACGGGGGCUUCCAGGGCCAGCAGUUCGUGCUGGAGCGUGGCGAGUACCCCAGCUGGGAGGCCUGGAGCGGCAGCAACGCCUACCACGUGGAGCGCAUGAACUCCUUCCGGCCCAUCGCCUGCGCUAACCACCGGGACAGCAAGAUCACCAUCUACGAGCGGGAGAACUUCCUGGGCAGGAAAGGGGACCUGAGCGACGACUACCCCUCGCUGCCGGCCAUGGGCUGGAACAGCAAAGAGGUGGGAUCCUUCCGCGUCCACUCCGGCGCCUGGGUCUGCUUCCAGUACCCCGGCUACCGGGGCUUCCAGUACACCCUGGAGUGCGACUGCCACGGCGGGGACUACAAGCACUUCUGGGAGCUGGGCUCCCACGCGCAGACCUGCCAGGUGCAGUCCAUUCGGCGGAUCCAGCAGUGAGCGCCGACGCCGCGGCCCCCGCUUUUUCUACCUCCUCCUCCCUGGCCCCGCACGCCGCGUGGGAGCCCGCGGGCUUGGGACCCACCUGCCCCCCGCGGCUGUGCUCGCAGCAAAGCUCA
This is a messenger RNA of Gavialis gangeticus (Gharial), 2027 nucleotides long. RefSeq names its product crystallin beta A4 (gene CRYBA4). Gene Ontology annotation, biological process: visual perception; lens development in camera-type eye. Gene Ontology annotation, molecular function: structural constituent of eye lens. Lineage: Eukaryota; Metazoa; Chordata; Crocodylia; Gavialidae. The record is from RefSeq and is a predicted model, not a curated record.